Messenger RNA from Paramormyrops kingsleyae, 5806 nucleotides. RefSeq names its product euchromatic histone-lysine N-methyltransferase 1b (gene ehmt1b). Gene Ontology annotation, molecular function: zinc ion binding; histone H3K9 methyltransferase activity; p53 binding. The record is from RefSeq and is a predicted model, not a curated record. Gene Ontology annotation, cellular component: nucleus; chromatin. Gene Ontology annotation, biological process: negative regulation of transcription by RNA polymerase II; peptidyl-lysine dimethylation. Lineage: Eukaryota; Metazoa; Chordata; Actinopteri; Osteoglossiformes; Mormyridae.
AGAGAGGGGGAGAGAGAAAAAAAAACAGCCACUGAAAUUCGAACUCACUGAGCAUGCUCGGUCUGAAACUGCGCGAAAGCAACCAACAGAGGGAGCCGGUGGGUCACAUGACCGGAGCUGGGUGAAUGUGCAUGCGGGGAGGAGAAGGGAAGAGGAACAAUCUGUUCGAGACUCCUUCUCUCCUUUCUCUUCAAUGGAAGCCAUCAAGGGAAAGCCCUCAGGUUUGGCCAAGGCCGUCCUGGGGAGGGGUGAUUCCAUGAAGACUGAUGUGAUGAAGGAACCUCUCUGCAUUAAAGAGGGGGGUAACGAUGACGUGGCAGUGGACAAGAAAGGACAUGCCCUCAAGAACGAGAAGGAGGUGAACGGAAUCUGUGAAAGGCUGGAGCUUGGAAAGGGCCACCAAAGCUCUGGGCCCCAUCUCCCUCAGGACAGCAAGGCGGGGAGGCAGUCGGAGUGCGGCCCGCGGGCGCGCAUCAGCGAGAACGGGCUACCGGAAAACGAGGCGCCCCACGGCUCCGUAACUGGUAGCAACGGCUUCGUUUUGGCCAAGCAGCAGCCAGAAGGGGGCACCCCACACAGGACUAGUGGGUCACCCAUAGGUGGCGCUUUAGUGGGACACGCCGCCAAAACACUGCCCCCGUCCUCGGCACGGGCCAGGAAUGUGGGAUCCGUAAAGACUGAUGGAGGUGCGGGGAUGGGUGUGGCCACAGACGGCCGGGCGGAGUCAGAGACUAAAAAUGGCACGAGCCAGGACCCUCCGCCAGUGACUAUACACCGGGCUCGUAAAACCAUGGCUAGACCAGCCUCCAACCAGCCAACACUAAAGCUUCUAAACAGGGAAUCUCAAGAACCAAAUGGUGCAAAAGAUGAGACUCGGAGUGGAUUGGAGGCGGGGAAGCCCCCCCCAGCCCUACCCCCUCAACCUCAGCUACCUCAGAGCCAAAGCGACGCACCGGCGCCCCCCAGCAAGCCUCAGCCCGCAGCCACCGGAGUCUCCCGGAAAAAGAAGAGGAAGAUGGGAACGUACAGUCUCGUUCCCAAGAAGAAAACCAAAGUACUGAAGCAGCGCUCCGUGCUGGAUCUGUUCAAGGACCUGUCGCGGAAGGCCAUCCAGACCCAGCAGAAAGGACUCCGAGUGAAUGGCGAGAGCGUGGAAAACGAGUCUGAGGAGGAGUCUGAGGAGGGCGAGGAUUCCGAGGAAGAGGACGAGCAGGUCGGCGACGAGGCCGGCGCCGUUUCCCGAGAGGAGCCGAGAACUCCCGACGCCGCUCUCCAGGUCGGUCUGCUCGGAGAAAAGGCUGCAGGCUCCUCGUUUGAGGAUUGUGGGCCGGACCAGCUUGUAGGAGAACAGGAAUCUGAGGAAUCUGGUGACGACGAAGGAGAGGAGGAGGGCAAUGACUCAGACCUGAGCUCAGAGUCCAGCCUAAAAAAAAGAAUGAAAAAGAAAAUGAAGGGAGACAAGCCUUGGCUGCAAACAUCCAGGAAACGUAAAAGAAAGAAGCAGUUGAAGGCCGAGGGCCUCCCAGGUAAUGAGACGGAGGUCCAGUCACAGAUAAACACCAGUAAGGAAUACACGGAGGUGCCUCUGGUCUCCUUGAACCUUGAAGUCCAGGAGGAGUUUCUUGUGUCCCAGCAAUCAGGUCUGCCUGGAGGUCCAGGGGGGGUGGAGACAGACCUGGUGCAGGAACUGCCCCUGUGCAGCUGCCGAAUGGAGACGCCAAAGAGUCGAGAGAUCCUCACGCUGGCUAACAGGAAGUGCAUGGCUACGGAGAGCGUGGAUGGGCAGCUAAGUCGCUGUCAGAGCAGUGUGACAAAACACGAGAUGAUGCGGCCCUCCAACACGGUACAGCUCCUGGUUCUGUGCGAGGACCAUCGGGCCGGCAUGGUCAAGCACCAGUGCUGCCCCGGUUGUGGCUUCUUCUGCCGGGCGGGGACCUUUAUGGAGUGCCAGCCGGACAGCAACAUCUCUCACCGCUUCCAUCGGGCCUGUGCCUCCGUGCUGAAGGGUCAGACCUUCUGCCCGCACUGUGGCGAGGAUGCGGGCAAGGCCAAGGAAGUAACUAUUGCCAAGGCUGACACGACCUCCAUGGUACCCCUCUCCCCAGGCCCGAAGAUGCCCACUGUGUCGGAGGGCAAGGCCGACACCACCACUGGGGGUCUAGCUCAUGUGCCCAGGUCUAUCGACCACCGAGCAGACAGCUCUUUGCCAAGAACCCCAGAAAUGUCUGACACUCAGUCACCUGGGUCCAAGGCUGCCGUGGCCAUGGGGCUGGGGGUCGGAUCCGCGCCGGCGCCAGGACCACCCAAAGAGACGCUAGAGAGCGUACUCCUUGCUUUGGAUGCAGAGAAGCCUAAGAAACUGAGAUUCCACCCAAAGCAGCUGUAUAUUUCAGCCAAACAAGGGGAACUCCAGAAGGUCCUACUAAUGCUAGUGGAUGGAAUAGACCCCAACUACAAGAUGGAGAGCCAGAGCAAACGCACACCCCUGCAUGUAGCUGCUGAAGCAGGACAUCAGGAAGUCUGUCACCUGCUUGUGCAGGCUGGUGCAAACCUUGACAUGUGUGACGACGACCAGAGAACGCCUCUCAUGGAUGCCUGUGAGAACAACCACUUGGAGACAGUCCGGUAUCUUCUCAGGGCUGGUGCCAUCGUCAGCCACAAGGAUGUGGAAGGCUCCACCUGUCUGCACCUGGCUGCUAAAAUAGGACACUAUGACAUUGUACAACACCUGCUGGAUACCUGCUCCAUAGAUAUCAACUGUCAGGAUGACGGUGGGUGGACAGCUGUGAUCUGGGCCACGGAGUACAAGCACGUGGACCAGGUGAAGCUGCUGCUCUCCAGGGGAGCUGACAUUAACAUCAGAGACAAGGAGGAGAACAUCUGCCUGCACUGGGCGGCCUUCUCUGGCUGCGUGGAAAUCGCCGAGCUCCUGCUGGGCGCGAGGUGCGAUCUCCAUGCCGUCAACAUGCACGGCGACUCACCCCUUCAUAUUGCCGCACGGGAGGACCGGCUGGACUGCGUGACCCCCUCCCACCUAAAUACUUGUAGACUCUUCCUGUCACGCGGUGCCAACGUGAACCUUAAGAACCGCGAAGGGGAGACCCCGCUGGAGUGCUGUAGUCACAACUCCAAAGUAUGGAGCACCCUUCAGACCAACCGGAAGCUGAAGGAAGCCGCAGGAACCCAGGCGCUGCAGGAGGAGAAGGUCCUCAACAGGGACAUUGCACGUGGCUACGAGAAGGUCCCUGUUCCGUGUGUGAAUGGGGUGGAUGCGGAGCCCUGUCCUGACAACUAUAAAUACGUCCCUGUCAACUGCGUCACUUCACCCAUGAACAUCGACAAGAACAUCACUCACUUGCAGUACUGUGUGUGCAAAGAUGACUGCUCCUCCACCACCUGCAUGUGUGGGCAGCUCAGCCUGCGCUGCUGGUACGACAAGGAGGGACGUCUCCUUCCAGAGUUCUGCCGCGAGGAGCCACCGCUCAUCUUCGAGUGCAAUCAUGCCUGCUCGUGCUGGAGGACCUGCAAGAAUCGUGUUGUUCAGAAUGGCCUGAGGAUGCGGCUACAGCUCUUCCGGACAGCAAAGACUGGUUGGGGAGUUCGAGCCCUUCAGGACGUCCCCCAGGGAACUUUUGUCUGCGAGUACGUGGGCGAGAUCAUCACUGACGCCGAAGCAGAUGUCAGGGAGAAUGACUCGUACCUCUUCAAUCUGGACAACAAGGUGGGAGACGUGUACUGCAUCGAUGCCCGCUUCUAUGGCAACAUCAGCCGGUUCAUCAACCACAUGUGCGAGCCCAACCUGUUCCCCGUCCGCGUCUUCACCACGCACCAGGACCUCCGCUUCCCCCACAUCGCCUUCUUUGCCAGCAAGAACAUCAGCGCUGGCGAUGAGAUCGGGUUCGACUACGGCGACCACUUCUGGGAGAUCAAGGGCAAGCAGUUCAGCUGCCAGUGUGGCUCGUUGGCAUGCCGGCACUCGGCGGCCGCCCUUGCCCAGAGGCAGGCGGACAGCACGCCUGGGGGGCAGCAACCCAGCGCCCUCCCUGACACCAGCUCCUCCACCACACCCUCCAGCCCCUGCUGAAUCGCACCCCUCCGAUCCCACCCUGCGGCCCGAGCACCACCCACACCAGCACAAAACUCCGCCCCUUUCUGCGGGACUCCGCCCCUUUCUGUGGGACUCCGCACUCACUCCACCUUGCCAUUGUAACCGAGACUCAUCGGGUGCAGUGGAACCCAUCGCCCUCCAGGCUUUUGGCGCUGCCCACCCCCCCCACCCUACGCCACCCCACUGAAUGGAACCCUAAAGACUGGAUGUUUGCCAACUUUCCCAACAAAGAUUUUGAUAGUUUCCAUGACGUGGCGAGAGAAGGCCGUCUAGUAUCGUAUUGCUUCCCUGUGCAAUAUGGGUCAAAGUGGACAGAUUUUCAGGGUUUUGUACUUGAACGUAUUUCCUUGGGUAGCGGUUUUUAAAGGGGAGUUGAUCAUUUCAUGAGGGUAGUGUAAGGUUUUCAGUCUUUCCUGGCAGGAAUCUGUAGCAUUUGAUUGGGCCAUAACUUCAUAACCUUUCUCUGUUGCAAGGAAAAGUGAGAUUUCUGAUAGGAAAUAUUCACACCCAGGUAUUCCUUUGAGGAAAAUACUGACGUAUAAAUCAGGGCUUUUUGGUUCCUUGAUGGCCACUGGUUUAAUUUCUCACAGUUUAAUUGGACCAAUAAGUAGUUAAUUGUCAUGUUCCCCCUCACUCAUUUAUAUCCAAUAAACAAAAUGAGAUUCGUAAUUUUUUUUUAGGGAUGUGGUCAUGAACCUUGAACCAUGAAUCUACUGCCACUAGAUAUUUGAGGCAGUAGGUUAAGGAGCUGUGUGUUCCCAUUGGCCCUCUGGAAUUCUGACAUCUCUCGAAGAAGGCAAACUGCUCAUGACAGCCAUUUUAAAAGCAAAUGUCCUUUGUUAGAUUUAAUUAUUAGGUUAAUUGUUUUUUAGUUACAUUUAGUAAGAACUCAUGCAGCCUGUAAUGUUGUGGGGGUGGGGGUCAUGGUUUUGUAGAGACUGUAGUGCCCUCGUUGUCGGAGCAUGGUGGAGGCUGUUCUAGCUGAGCUUUAGAGCAGAUCUGGGCGCCCACCAUCACACUCGGGCUAAAGCCACCCCCCGUCCCCGUCCCCCCCCAGGGAAAGCGACCGUGGCCAGCAGGCAUGGAGGACCUAUCUCAUCAGCGCGAGACUCCAGGAGGAUUGCCAAAAGACGUGGAAGACAUGACUGCACUAGAUUUCAUACCUUUUUAAAAAUGUCUGUACCAAUCAAACAAAGAGAAGCAUGUUUUGUGAGGAAAACUUACUCAGCCAAGAGUAAUUGAACAUCUUUUUUUCUUUGUCGGGUGGUGGGAAAAACAAGCCGGUCAGAACUCACUGAGGAAAACUGAAAAUGGUGCUGAUAUUUUUUUUUAUUAUUAUUUUGUAUUACUCACCAAGUGAAUACAACUUGUAAAAUAAGAUGUGGAAAAGAUUGUGGAUUUGUUUUUUUUCACAUUUAAUUUUACCUCCAGUUUUCUUACUGUAGUAACUAGUUAGCCUAUCAACUGUUUCAUAAUUCUAUGUUGACUGUAAAAGUAUGCAUAAUUCUGUCAUUUUAAAUGUGGUUAGUAUGGUUAGUAUAUUGUAGAAUCUUGUGCUACUUCCCACCUAUGGCUUAAAGCAAAAAAAAAAUUAAGACUUGCAUAUUUCUUGACAGUGAAAUAUGAUGCUCGGUCUAACUGGCUGUAUCCUUUUUCAAUAAAAUUACUACUAAUAAAUCAGAUUUAUUUACAAAACAA